Molecule: messenger RNA, 978 nt
Organism: Aspergillus vadensis CBS 113365
Lineage: Eukaryota; Fungi; Ascomycota; Eurotiomycetes; Eurotiales; Aspergillaceae
Exons: 1
Coding region: 112-675 (187 amino acids)
Source: RefSeq, a predicted model, not a curated record
UUUUUGAGCCUAUCUCGCCAACUCUUCGCUUCGCUUCUCGCUUACCAUAUGCGGCUUGAUGCUCUCUGACUUGAUGCAUUGCUGGGAGUUUGAUCGAUCAUCUAUUAUACCAUGGAAGGGCGGCUUUAUCGAUUUUAUUUAUCCUGGCGGUCUGGCACUGUUCCACUCUCGUCCCCCAUUCUUCCCCGUCUUUUUUCGCCAGGCAAAAUUGCAGAGCGCGGGAAGGGCGGAGGGCGGUCGAGUAGGCUGGUGUACAUGUGGGUUUGCUUCUUAUUUAAUCUCAGGAACGGCAUUUUGGUUAUCUAUAUUUUAUUAAUGGGCUACUGGGUGGAUUGCCGGAUGGUUAUGAUCUGGGCCCGGAAGGGGCCAUGGCGAGAGAGAGAAAAAGAGAAAGCUGCUUGGGCUCGACAGUCCAGGACUGCCGACAGCAGGAACGCGCACACACCGCUGGGAAUCAAUCAACAGUGGACGCAGGGGGUGCAGGCUGGAUCUCUCUCUUUCUCUUUCUCUCGCCCGGCCAUUCUUCUAUUCUUUUUUUCCCUCUUCCUUUCUCCCCCCCUUCCUCGCUUUCUAUACCGUCUUUGUCUGGUUCCAACACCUCCGUGUACCAUUUUCUUUGUCAUGUCAUGUGUGCUCUGUAAUAUCGUUGGUCGAUUUCCAUACCCAUUCGGCUAAUUGUACGAUUUAUUAUCCUCUUUUUUCAAAACAAAAAAUCGAAUAAUGCAUUUGCCCUAGGUAUCUAUUUCCUUUUGCUUUUCAACUUAUUCAGUUCUAUUUUCUUUAGUGCUGGAAGGCAGAAGAACGAAAAGCAACGAGCAUGAAAGAAGCUAGACCUAAGUAUUAGGGUGAUGGAUGAUGAUCGGCUGACAGUCCCGAACCGUCCGUCCACUUUACUCCUCCCUCGCAACUCCGGACUCCGGAAUUGUAUCUAAUGCCUGCAGACCGUUGUCGAUCCUUGGUUCUUGCUUUUUUGUCCCU